This is a messenger RNA of Closterium sp. Naga37s-1, 819 nucleotides long. NCBI's taxonomy places the organism in Eukaryota, Viridiplantae, Streptophyta, Zygnematophyceae, Desmidiales, Closteriaceae. The record is from the annotation of a GenBank genome assembly.
AUGGCUGCUACUAGUACCAAUGCGGGGCUCCGCGGAGCGCGCAAUCUGCUUCUCCUUCCGCUCGCCUUCCUGCUGCUCCUCGCCGCCAGCGCCGCGCAGCCCGUCCUUCACGCAUCCCCCUCCGCCACCGGCUCACCGCGCAGCGUCGCCCGCCGUGCCCUCGCCCGCGCGGAUUCCGCAGUCUCCCCGCACAGGGUGGAGCGCCGCAAGCUCUUCAGCUGGGACGGCGUGACCGUCGAUCAGAUCAUUGCGGGCAGCCUGGGCACGACGAGGCGCCACGUUUGCCCUUUCGCCCUCCCUAUGGCCUCUGCGCCUCAGGUGCGCGCGGAAUUAUGGACUCCGCUGCUGCCCGCUAAACCCUCAUUUCCCCCUUCCGCACCUCCCCCUUCCGCGCCUCCCCUUUCCGCGCCUCCCCUUUCCGCGCCUCCCCCUUCCGCCCAACCCCCUCCGCCGCUCCCCUUCCAUCUCUGGCGACGCCGCCAGCAGCGCCGCGUGCGCUCCGCGUUCUCCGCCGCGUCUGGCGCGCGGAAGCAGUGGGACGCCGCCUCGGCGGACGGGCUGCGCGCGGCGACAGCUGUCGUGAACCGAUUGGUGCAGCUGAAGCAGCUACCCGGCAAGGACGUGGGGGCGGUAGGGAGCAUGGAGGGCAUCUUGGCGAGGGCAGCAGAGAAGAUCCGACGCCUCAUGUCUUUCCUCUCGCACACAUCCCUCUUCUCAUUCUCCUCCCCCUGCUCCACCUCUCCUCCCCCUCGUCCGCCCUUCUCCUCCCCUCCUCGUACGCCCACAACCAUCUCCUGCGUGAUGCUAUGCUCUGGAUGA